Molecule: messenger RNA, 1846 nt
Organism: Trematomus bernacchii (emerald rockcod)
Lineage: Eukaryota; Metazoa; Chordata; Actinopteri; Perciformes; Nototheniidae
Gene: cts12
Product: cathepsin 12
Exons: 8
Coding region: 1-1059 (352 amino acids)
Biological process (GO): immune response
Cellular component (GO): lysosome
Molecular function (GO): cysteine-type endopeptidase activity
Source: RefSeq, a predicted model, not a curated record
AUGGGAACAAAACAGACUCACAUCCAUGAAGUCCAGCAGACCGGCCUCCUGCUGGGAGCCGCUCUGCUCUCGGUUCUGCUGUGCGGCCCGCAGCUCGUGGCCUCAGACUCAGACGAGCUGCUCCUGACCGAGUGGGAGAUCUGGAAGAGCAGCAAUGGCAUAGCCUAUGACGAUAUGGACGAUAUGCAAAGGCAGAUCAUCUGGGAGGAGAACAAACAGAUGAUUGAAAAUAAUAAUCAAGGGUUUUUCAGGGGGAUGAGGCCGUUCACUAUGCGCAUGAAUAAAUACGGAGACCUGACUAGACAAGAGUUCCGGGUUUUGCAAGGUGCCGUGAUAGACUCCCAAUUUGUGAAGAGAGGGAAGACCGUCUCGAGCCGCAGCCUGCGCAACGCUGCUAAGAAGUUAGAUGCUAUGGUUGUCGACUACAGAAACAUGGGCUAUGUCACUGAGGUGAAAGACCAGGGUUACUGUGGCUCGUGCUGGGCCUUCAGCACCACGGGAGCUAUUGAGGGACAAAUAUACAAGAGGACAGGUCAGCUUGUGUCUCUGAGUGAACAGAACCUGGUGGACUGCUCCAGAUCUUAUGGUACCUAUGGCUGCAGUGGUGCCUGGAUGGCCAACGCCUAUGACUACGUGAUCAAAAACGGCCUUCUGCCGACAAACUCCUACCCAUACACCUCAGUGGACACCCAGCCCUGUUACUACGAUAGCAGACUUGCAGUGGCACAUAUCAAAGACUACAGGUUCAUACCGAAAGGAGACGAGCAGGCUCUAGCUGAUGCCGUGGCAACUAUCGGCCCAAUCACAGUCGCCAUUGACGCGGAUCAUUCAAGCUUCUUGUUCUACAGCUCAGGAAUAUAUGAUGAGCCCGCCUGUAACCCUAACAACCUGAGUCACGCGGUGCUGCUGGUGGGCUACGGCUCUGAAGGAGGCCAGGACUACUGGAUCAUCAAAAACAGUUGGGGUAGCAGUUGGGGUGAAGGCGGCUACAUGCGGCUGGUCAGAGACGGCAGUAACACUUGUGGCAUCGCGAGCUACUCCUUGUACCCUAUUCUAUGAGUCUGAUGAGAUGAUUUUUUGCAAAUGUUGAACUUUUCCACUGGACUUUCACGUUUUUAUGUUUUCUAUCUGCAACUCAUUAUGAACCUUUCCGACACUUUGCUUUUCUCAGGGACGUGCUACACACACCAAUUUGUAUGUGGAUUUGUAAGUUAUGACACACACACAUUAGUCAACCGUUUAAGAUAAUGGUGGCUUAUUUUAGCAAAUGUUACACAUUACAGAGUCAGAUCACUGAUUCAUGGUUCUUCUCAAUUUGAGCUCAAGGUAGCUAUAUGAUAAUUUAUACUCAUAAGAGGGUUCCUCAUUUAGUUUUCAUAGAGUCCUAUGUUCUUGAUAAAAGAAGGUGGGAGAUUCAACCUAUUGACCCUGGGAAAUAUACAUUGCUGAGCCUUUGGAUAUUUCCUCAUUGCGUCAUAUUAUGAAGGGAUUAAACUGGAGAACAUAAAUAUGAUCCCCACAUAGCCACAAUCCAAUUUUACAAAAGUUUCAUAAUUGGGCUUUAAAUACUCAUUCAUUAUUGUUGUAAGAGACAAAAUGUACUUUGUCUCAGGUACAUUUAAUACAAAAUAAAGUACAAUUUUGAAUUCUGCAACAUCUCUCACUCUUUGAUAUAUUAGUUUACAGUAACACCUAUAAUAAGGGGUGACUCAAUUUUAAAUUGAGCCUCAAAUUGAAUGUGUCUGAAAUGUAAAUGGUGCUUUGUAUUUUUUUUGUGCAUGUGUUUUCUACCAUUUUAAACAACUUCUGAUCGGUUUUCUACUGGGUCAACUAAGUAUCCUAACUU